GCUUUCCCUCGUGAUGAUUGAUUAGCCAGAAAACAAUUUGUGGGUUUCUUGCACAUUUUUCUUCUCUUGAGGAUUUUUUUUUAGAAAAAAAAAAAAAAAAAAAUUCACGCUCAAAUUCAAAGAGAUGAGAGAAUGUGCACCCUGCCAAUGGAUUCUUCCUCAGUGAUGCUUCUGAAAUAUUAGAUUCAAUUCGGCGUUUUGCAUGGGCUGGUGAAUUCAUGCAUGGCGAUGCAGCGAUCGAGCUUUCUUUUUCUUAUGAAGGUUUUACAUACUUAAUAUUUUCUUCUUCUUUCUGUGGAGAUGGCAUCAUUUUAAUUCCUGGCGCCUGUUUGUUUGGAAAGAAAAUGGAUGAUUGUCUAUGUUUAUCUUCUUGUUGAUUUCUUGGUUUUAGAAAUUUCAAUAACUGAUUUCGGAUCGGCCAAACGCAUAGAAGGAGAAUGACAACGAAGAUGAAGGGCCUUUUAAAAGGCCUUAGAUAUAUUUCUCAAAUAUUUGACAAUGAAAAAGAACAGGAAAUGCAGAUUGGUUUUCCCACAGACGUAAAGCACGUCGCUCACAUUGGAUGGGAUGGUCCUUCCGUUCAUUCCCCCAGCUGGAUGAAUGAGUAUAGAUCACCAACGGGAUUUGCAUCUGCGCCGAUCGGACCGCCGAGCAGCAGGGAGGAUCAUAAGUCCCAGAACCCACCCAACAAAUUGGUUUCUGAAGAUUCAAGCCAGAGAGAAAGAGCGCAGGAGCAAAAUGGUCCGGCGGCCCAGGAUACGCCGAAAUCAUCGAGACGGCAGUCGUCCGCCGGGUCGCUGUCCGGCGAUUCGCCUUCCCGCGAGGCGCCCGGCAAAUCGAAGCACUCGCGGCGAAACCAAUCGGCGUAUGCUUCGAAUUCGCCGGCGAGGGACUUGUCAUCAUCAUCCAACAGGGGCAAACCGAGCAGCCGACUCCAGGAUCUAACUAUCGGGACGGAUCCGCCCACACUGAUCCUGCCGGACAUCCCCAAGAAGAGCCGGCGGAAGAAGUCGAAGGACACUUCCGGGGGCGGGUCGACCCGAGCGUCGAGAUCAAAAGCCCCUCCGACUGCAACCUGUACGGCUCCGUUUUCGGAUCCUGGGUCAGGAUCGGAGUCCGUAACCAGAUUAAAAGACAAUGAAGUUUGUCCGGCGUCGCCUUCGACACCUGGUGAAAAUAGGGAAGCGAAGGGGUGUAAUGGGAUUUCUCGAGGGAUUGGACUGGUGUAAAUGUUGUGUUAAAUUUGAUAGCCACGAGUCUCUGCUUAAAAUGGCAGAAUAGGGGAACAAUUCUUAGAUUUUCUUUUUCUUUUUCUACAUGUAAUUUAUUCAUUAUGUACAUUAAUGGUUGGCAAUGUUAUACUAUCUCAGCUUUUUUGUCAAA
Malania oleifera is the source of this 1383-nucleotide messenger RNA. Its product is annotated as CRIB domain-containing protein RIC7-like. NCBI's taxonomy places the organism in Eukaryota, Viridiplantae, Streptophyta, Magnoliopsida, Santalales, Ximeniaceae. The record is from RefSeq and is a predicted model, not a curated record. The coding region runs from base 438 to 1229 and encodes 263 amino acids. The transcript has 4 exons.